CAUACUUGAUAUUACAAUUAUUAUUGUUGUCAACGAUAUUGUAACAACAGUGGAACGAAUUUGUUUUGUAAAAAAAAACCUGUAUGGAUAUUUUGUACAGGUUUAAGCAGAAUGGGUACUUUACCGCUGAACUGUACCACUUGUUACACUCGAAAAAAACGGGCGAUCCUUCGGAAACAAUCAUCCCGUCGGAGUAUAUGACAGAAAUGAUGAUGGAUAGUCAAAAGAGAUUACAGAGUCUCAAUAAUAUCGAAAUUAAUAAUUUACUGGCAAGUGGGAAUAUACUAGCACAGAAAGUAUUAUCCUUUCUACCUAGCAUUAUCGUGUUUCAAAAUUUUAAGCCUAACGAGAAACUAACAGCAAAGUUUUCAAUUAAAAACGUUAGCAAGGCACCCGUAUUCCUGAAUAUGGCAUUCAAAGAAUCUUCAUACUUUUUUGUGAAACCAUGUAGUGGUCAGAUGAUUUCCAGAUUGGCUCCUGGGAUUAGUGUCAAAUUUAUUGUAAAUUUUUUGCCUUUACAAUACGAAGAUUACGCUCACAAAAUAAGCUUUUUUACUGAAAAUGAUCAGUACGUCUUGCCUUUAAUAGCCAUGGGACCGAGACCUCUACUGAAUUUUCCUGAUAAAUUGUCGAUUCCACCUGUACCGGUGAAAACAGAAAGUCAUGCGCUAAUGUCAGUGAAAAACAUCGGAAAUAUGUCCACUGGCUUUACUCUGAGCACGAAAAGCCCGUUUUCAAUUCGACCGGAGUCAUUCUAUUUGAAGCCCAAUGAAAAAGUAGACGUGGAAGUAAAAUUCAAGUCAUUAAAUUUGGGUCAAACUUCUGGCACGCUUUUUGCAAGCUUUGAGACCGGUGAACGUUUUAGAAUUCAACUAAAUGGAACCAGUCAAAUUGUUUCCGUUGAAUUGGAGAAACAAAUAAUUCGCUUCCCAGAUACAUACAACACUAUGGUUCGUCAACAAACUUUGAAAAUUAUUAACAAAUCCAAUUAUUUACUUACGUAUAUGUGUAUGAAAAAUGAAUCUGUGUAUCAUGAUUUUGAAGAAAAGGUAAAGCUUGCUAAAAUAUUUUACAAUUUAAAAGACAAGGAAUCCGCAAAGUCUGCUAAACUAGUCCAAUACGGUAUCAUGAGCUGCGAGGAACAUGAAAGAGUUUACACGAGGAUAUUUUUUGAUGAAGUACAGGCACUUGUAGUUGACGAAAAAUUGUUCUUUCAAAACAUGCAUUUCACUAUUAAUCCAAUUAAAGGAAAGCUUUGGCCCAAUGAAUCAACAGACCUUACUGUCACGUUUGCACCUAAGGAACUAGGUGAAAUAAAUGCGUCUUUGUAUUUAGACAUUGAAGGCGUUGCGGAUCGCGUACCGUUGACAAUGGUCGGAACAUCUAUGCCUCCCCUAAUAAAUUUAAACUUAGAGACACUCAAUAUGGAUCGUGUGUAUAUUAACAAGACUUAUAACUACGAAGUGGUCGCUAUUAACAGAGGGCAUAUAAAUGGAGUGAUAGAGUAUAAAGAAAUACCACCCCUAUUUGGAAGUGUCAUAAAUUGUAUACCAAAACGGCAUUGUUUGAGAGCCGGAGAUAAGGAGACGUUCAUCGUAUCAUUUUGUAAUUCGAAUCAAGGACCAUAUUUCGAAGAAGUCAAUUUCACAAUCAGAGACACUGAUAUUGUUCUCAAGCUGUACCUAAAGGGUGAAGUAAUAUAUCCCUCACUAACGUUCAGUUUGCCUUGUUUGGAUUUUGGGGUUGUAAGUUUAGGAGUACCAAAAACGCUAGAACUGGAUGUGAUAAACGAAUCCGUUGUUCAGGUCCGGGCGUCUGUUAAGAUUUCCUCGGACGGACCGGAAAUUAGCAGUAUAACAUUAACCGAUUAUGCUGUAGCAUCAAAACCUAAGCCCAAUGUACCUCAAUGGCCGAGAGAGUUCAAUAUUGAACCUAGCAACAUUGACAUGGGACCUGAAUCUAGAAUCACUCUGAGGAUAACGUUAACAGCAAAUUUGAUUAGAACAAAUCAAACUUCUUUAGAAAUAGAACUUGAAAAAUCGGACAGCGCUCCCAUCGUUUUGCCUGUAGUUUUUAGUGCUGUAGUCCCGGAGAUAGUACCAGCCCAAGAUAUCAAACUACGAGCGUGUUUCAUAGAUUUUCCAUACCAACACGAAAUAAAAAUAACUUCUAAUCAAUUUUGGGGUUAUUUUACGGUCGACGAAAUUAAGGAACAAUCCACGUUAGAAGUUGAUGUUGCCGUUAAAGAGUGCUUGAUCGAACCCAACAGCACAAUAUGUUUACCGGUAACGAUAAAAACAAGUGUACUUGGAGAACAGGAGUUCAUUGUGCGACUGCAUCUUUUCGGCUUGACGAAACCUAUUGACAUAUGCCGCAUUACGGGCUGUGGUGUGCGACCUAUCGUCACGUGUUCCCCUAUGGCUCUGCAUUGGGGUCAGGUUAAAUUGUUGACUAAAUCUCAAAAAGUGUUAACGCUAUGCAAUGACUCCCCGGUGACUGUUACAUUUAGGGCAUCUUUGUUGAAUAAAGAUAGUCACUGGAGUAUUCGUCCUUCUGAAGGCUACAUUGACCCUGAGUCCGAAACAGAUUUAUUCUUUACACUCUAUUUAAUCGACGCCGAUUUAUAUACGAACAAAGCUGUGAUUCAACUCGAAAAAGUUAAGGAAAUUUUAGUGCCGCUCUCAGCUACGGGAAUCGGUACAAGUAUUGUAGUCGGGGAGCUCCAGGACCAUAUCGUACUCGGACGACAUUUCACAAGAGUUCCGUUUACCUGCAAAGUAAUCAUGGAAAACUUUGGCACCCGCUUACACGCAUUAGAGUGGAGUGAGCAUUACAAAGCGCCAAAAAAUAAACAACCAACUGUGAGCUUCUUUACUCUUGAGCCUAAAGCAUUCAAGAUGGGCUCAGGAGAAAAAAUGGAAUUAGCAGUGAGCGGAACGUCUUCGAAAAUUACAACGGUAAAGGAAACCUGGUACCUCAUAGGCAGUAUUGAAGGUGUUAAUAAAAAAGAGCUAUUACUGGAAUGCCAAAUCACAGCAGAAUUCGUAGAUCCAAAUAUAGAAAUUUCAUCGCCUGUCGUAGAACUACAGUACGAUCAUGGGCCGUAUAGCGAAUAUUAUAAAUUAACUGAUAUUAUAAGUAUAAAAAAUGUGGCGAAAUUACCGUUGGAUCUGGAUAUUACAGUGAAACCGCCAUUUGCUAUAAUUCAGAAGCAAAACACUUACAAAAUUCAACCUGAUGAAGAAAAUCUCUGUUGUUGUAUUCGCUACAAUGAGAAUGACUUGAAUUUGCCAAGUAUUAACAGUGAAUAUGGGCCUAGAAAAUCACAGGAACUAAUCGACUUCUUGACUUUGAAACCGGUCGAGCCUCUACGCUUAGGACCACUUAAGUUCUUUGAAGAUAUACAUAAAAUAAAAAAGGCAUUUACAUUAACCCACUCUGUUGAGGAACGCUUGGAAGAUGAAGAAAUUAUGAAACUUCAAAUUUUGUUUGAUACAACAAAACAUUCGAGUUUAAAAUCCAAAGUUUACUCGGAUUUGAUGAAAAUAAAAUUUAAAGGCCACAAAAAUAAGGAUGCUAUUAAACUGAUUGGAACAGUAAAUUUUCCUAAUCUGUUGGUUUUAUCCCCAAAAGUGGACUUCCAGUGCCUACUUAAUGAGAGCGUAAUCAGCAAAACAAUAAAAAUACAAAACGUGACUCCCCUCUUAGUUUGCUACAUGCUACAUUGGAAAAAAUAUGUAGUUUCCAACGGAGCGGAGCCACAACCGAAUACUUUUAAGCGUUCUAGUUAUGCAAGUGAUAUCAAGGCGCAAAGUGACGAGACUGAAUCUAAUGUUACCAGCGCCAAUGAAAUGAUAGAAUGUCGGGCAUCCGUUAUUUCAAAUUUUAAUAAAGACUUUGAUAACUAUCCGAAAUCAAUGAAUACAGAAGCGCUCGUUAACGGCCAUACGACUAGUGAUUUAACAAGUUCCGAGGAAAUGAAAUCAAAUAUAUUACAAAUAUUAACACCUAUGCUAUAUCCAGAAUAUGAUGAAAAUUUCUGUUGGGUUUCAAAGUUUCCGAAAAAGUGUAAGGACAAUAAAUUCGAGAUAAACCAAAUAUGUCAGGUGAUACCACAUCGAGGAAUUUUGAAACCGGAUGAAAUACAAUAUAUACAUGUAAUAUUUAGGCCACCUCCUAAUGUUAGCGUUCGCGCUAUUUUAGAAUGUGAAGUUUUAGGAGGUCCGCCUGAAAGUGUAUUAGUCACCGGUCAGAGUUCAGAUUUGAGGUAUAACAUUGAUGCGAAGAGAGUAAAUUUUGGAAUAAGAUCUUUUUACGAGAAGGCGUCUUUAAAACUGUCGAUAUCAAAUGUAGCACAGCUGCCGUUUGAACUUAAAACUUAUUUAAACGAACCAAUGAAUGAAAAUGUAUUUGAUGCACUUAUAAUCGAUUUAAUACCACAACAGCAGGUAUUGGAGCCCGAAGAAAUAGCAGAUAUUAAUAUACUGGUAUAUCCUGGAGUGACAGGAUGUUUCAAUAGAAAUUUUCUGUUAGAAAUAGGUCAUUUACCAUAUUUUCCGAUUGAAGUAUGCGGCUGGGGGGUUAUUCCUCAAGUUUAUAUCGUGUUACCGAGACCAGAUAUUUGUCAAUUAAACGUAGAGUUCGGCUAUGAAGCAAUUUCUACAUUAACUUUGGAGUACUUAGAAGCAGUUGGUGAAAUUUUCCACAAAAAUAAUUCAGAACAUUUGAACACUCCGCUAGUUGAAAAAUGUUUUGAAGAUCCAUUUUUCCAAUGUGAUUGGCAUAUUUGUUCACCUUGGGAUUACUUUCCUUCUAAAAUGGAUAUUGAAUUAGCAAUAGAAAGGAAAUUAGUAGUGUACCACUUGAAACAGAGACCAGAAAUUUUGAGGGCAUAUUCAACAAGUAAUAAAAAUAACUCGAUUACUGGAUUCAGUACGACACCUUACGUCAUUGAUUUCGGUGUUGUAAUAACGGGUACUACGGUUCACCGAAUUAUAGAAGUAAUCAAUUAUGGACCGGUUCCUACGAAAUUACAUUUCGCAAAAGGUACCCAGUUCCCUACUUGGCUGACUAUGAAGCUGUGUGGUAAAUUAAAUCCUGGCGAUACGGGAAAACUGGAAGUUGUCUUCUCCCCAUCAUCUGACGAUUUUCCGGAGUUAGAAGAUACAGUAGACACUUGUAUUUAUUCAGAGGUACCAUUCGGCGUUACGAUACCGAUUAAAGUAAAAUCUAUUUGUGCCGUACCGUAUUUAGUAUCGAGCGUGAAAGAAAUUCAUUUUGGAUCUGUCCGAUGCGGCGAUAAGAUUAUUUGUUCCAUACCAUUGAAGAAUAUCGGUAAGCCGACGUGUAUUUGGUAUGUGACAUUAAAGCUUAAAACAUCUGGACCGAAUCCCAUGAUGAUUUUGGAUAGUUCAGGAAAAUAUGAACCUGGCGAAGGAGGUUGGCUGAGCAUCGCAUUCAAGCCUACUCUAGAGAUGACAUAUGAAGGAAUCUUGAUAUUUAGAUUCCAUAUGAAUCCCAAUCGAAUGACGAUCCCGGUGUAUGGACAAGGCGUCGUGCCUCAUGUCCACGUGAUUGGGCCAAAUGUUGAUUUCCCACCGACUCUGCCAUGGGCUGAAACGAAUUAUCUAUAUUUCGGGAUUACAAAUCCUUGCUCGUUCCCGAUCGAAAUUAUAAUCGCACAUAGUGAUGAAAAAUGGAAGGAAGAAGAUGAGAUAUACCAAUUAUUACACAAGUAUUACAGCAAACCCGAUGAAAUGUUAGUUCCUGCUAUCAAACCCGGUAUUGGCUUCCCGCCGGAGGUUGUUAAUUUCUACAAAAAGUUUACGGAGCAAGUUAGGAAGAUUAAGGAUGACGAAGCUUCCGCUGCAACAGCCGCAAACCUCAAGACACCAUUAAAAAAACCCGGAAAAAAUCCUAAAUCUACAACCAAGUCAACAACACCUAAAGAAUCUAGUCCGAGGAUAUUCAGAACGGAAGCUGAAAUUAUCGCAGAUGAAAUAAUAGCAAUGAAAGACCGCCAGGUUGAUCCUUUGAAAGAAUGUUUGCAUGUCUUUGAAAAUUUAUCAACAGUUACUGAAUUCGAUAAACAUUCGAAGGGCAUUAUUAUCUUUGUACACGGAUCUCCAUGUGAAGAAAUACAAUGUCAAGAAAUUGCGUACUCAAUUGGGAAAAAAUUAAAAAUUCCAACUAUAAAUAUAGAUUUGUGUAUUGUCGAAGCACUGUGCACUCUUGAAUGUUCAGCAAAAACGCUUAUAAUGAAUGCCCUUAAUGAGUGCUACGAAAUGUUUCGGAAAAGAACCACUGAUCAUUUCGCCGAUAACGAAAACGAUGCCGCUAAUGAUGAGACUCUGAUAGACAAUGAAGACGAAUUCGACAUGAUACUUCGGAAAUUGCAAUAUCUAGUUAUAAAUAAAAACAUACCGACGCCAAGAUCUAAAGGUAGUGAAAAAAAGAAGAAGAAAUCUCCGAACUCCUCAAUGACAUCGCAUUCAGCAUUAGGGGCACUUGGCUCCACGACUAUGUUCAAUAUGGACUUAAUACAAGAGCUACUGUCAGAAUUUUUCGAGCUACCUAAGUUUAAUAAAGGCUUUGUAAUGGACUCUUUGUCUAGUACAAUAUUUAACAAUCCAGUUUUAGUUUUGACAACGGUUUUGAAAUGCAAACAUUCAAUAUGGAACAUUCACCUCGUAUUGUGUCAGUCGGAUUUUAAUAAGUGGGCUCAAGCGCACGACGAGUCACAGAGAGAAACGGAUUUUCUUGCUGAGAAUAUUUCUAAAGUGUACGAAGAAAACGAAAUUAAAAAUAUCGUUGAAACUGUAGAAGAUAUGACAGCGGAGGAAUACGAAAAUGCACCACCAGAGCUACGGUCGAUUUAUCAGACGUAUGGUUUAGAGGAACGAAGAAAAAAGUACAAUAUAAUAGUAAAACCUGUUAAUGAAACAAUUAAGAAGGAAAAAUUUGCCAAAGAACAUAGCAAAUCACUUUUGGCGGUUGAAGGCUCAGAGUCCAGGAAAAAAAUAAAAAAGGACGACGUGAAAGCGAAACCAACAAGCGAAUAUUUAGCAAUGAAUACAAAAUAUAACGAAUAUUAUAAAAAUACGUACGAGAACCUCAUUAACAUCGCCAACAAUUGGAUUGUGGAGGACUGCGAUGUUGGAACUCCUUUAAUAGGAUUGAACGGGCAAGUCGUCGGUUCAGCUCAGAAAAAAACAAAAAAGAAAUCUGAAGUUCAGAUACAGGUAUCUGAAGUAAGCAUCGCAGAAAGAGGAUUUCCAUUAACUUUAAUUACGUGCCCGUGUCUACGAUAUAAAGAGGCUGUAGUGAGCAUGUUUUCAAAAUCGCAACUGGUGCAAGAUGCUUUGAAAAGCGAGCAAGAUUUUGAUAUACUAAGCAGUCCAGUGACCCGCAAAGAGUUCACAGUGCUAUUGCCGAAAACAUUUCCUAAACUAUUACACGAAGAAUCUCUAGGAUGGCAUUUUUUAGAUGAAGCACCGAUUAAGAAAUGUGAAUGUAAUCCCAUAAAUGAUCUCAAUUUACUGGACGAUGCUACUCAAGAUAACGUGUUAAACAUUUUAACGAAGUGGCAUUGUAUUUGUGGUAAAAAGGUAACAUCAGCACAAACUUCAACCAGUGAGAUACCGUCCGCUUCCAUAGAGAAAACAGAGAGUAGUGAAUCUGAUACGUUUUAUCCAUUACCACUACGUAGCGUAAAAUCCUGUCACGCGCCUGGCGGGCGUCUAGUUCUGCAGCCCGGUGACCUAGUUAGAUGCAAAUACUCGUUCAGUCCACACGUAGAAGGUAAUUUUAGCGUGAAACGCUUCGUCGAAGUAAGCGGGUGGCCUGAAUCGAGGGUAACGAUCAAAGUUCGAGGAAUAUGCGAUUUGCCUAGACUAGAUACUAGACCUAAAAAGAUGUUCCAAAAUUUUAUUCGAAGAACUAUGGACGAUACAAUCUAUAAAAAGACUUAUUUGGAUGACCUUAAAAUGUUUCAAUUUGGACCAAUUUUCAUUGGAAAUAAUAGAAUUUACGAAGAAGAAUACACAAUUUGUCUCCGAAAUUCAUCAUUAAUAACCGCAGACGUGGAUAUAGAAUUUUUGGAAGAAACUAGUGUUUUUCAAAUAAACAAACAAUUUAUUCGAUUAGAGCCUGGAUGUCGCGAAACUGUGAUUAUUUCAGCGGCUCCUAAUGAAGUAGGAACAUAUAACAGUGUACUGCUAUUUUGCAUCAAAGAUAACCCUGAAGUGAUAGCAGUAAACAUAUCGUGUAGUGGUGUUUUGCCUUCCGUUGAAAUAUUGCCACUGAAUAAAUUAAUUGAAUACGGAAAACAUUUACUGUAUCGGCGUGAAGAUGACAGGUUUAUUGUAAGAAACGAUUCUAUUUUGCCUAUAAUGUGGAAGAUACGAAACGCACAAGAGUUUUUAAAAGAUUUCAUUAUAGCACGUACAUCCGGUAUAAUCGCCAGGCAAGAUAACCAAGUUGUGCCGGUGACGUAUAUAGCUUGUAGUGUUGGCGUCAUUUCACACAAACAACUAAUAAUCGAUAUUUACGACGAAGAAGGUCGCGGAGAACCCAUGAUAGUGGAUAGCAUAUAUUUAUCGGCCGAAUGCUAUGACGUAAUGGUGGAUUGCGCUUACGAAAAUCCUUCAGAGAAUUUCCUAAACUACGGCAACGUAAAAGUCAAUUCGACUGUCGUGAGAGAAAUGUAUCUGUUGAAUCGCGGAAAAUAUAGUAUUUAUUACAAACUUAAGAAGGUCAAGAAUUUUCCGGAACCUUCUUUGCUGCGGUCGUUCGAAGUCGAGCCGGAGUGUGGCGUUAUUCCACCAACUUUAAAGCUUAUUUCAUUAGAAUUUGAAUGUACCCCUUCAACUUCUGUAAAUCUUGUAAAAGAGCCCGCGUACAUCUGCACGCUACUUGAUAGCAGUAAAAGCCAAGUCGUUGUUGCCAAGUUUCCAGUUUGUGUUACUAUCGCAUCGUUUUACAACACAUUCACUUUGUUUCCACUGGGUGAGUUAAAUUUCCACAUAAUACCAGUUGGUAGUGGCGUUUUGAGAGAAGUAAUAUUGAACAAUACCAGUAAAUGUCCCUUUACGUAUGAAAUCGUGCUGCCAUCUCAGUACCAGCUGGAUCCCGCAGUCCAGCAACUUCCAACAAAAGGCAAAGACAACAAAAUAAAAAAUCCUCCAAUGAAAUGUGGAAAUUUUCUGAUAAUGAACGACGACAAUCUUCUUGCACCCGGUACAAGUAAAACGAUUCAAAUACAAUUUUUGGCGACUGCAGCCAAAAAAUUCGAAGAAACCAUUAGUUUUAUAAUCAGCGAUACUUGCCCAGCAGAGGCACAGGGAGUGCCAUUAAAACUAGUUGGGACUGGAGCAAUGCCGACUUUAGAUAUCUGGAAUAUAGAGACUACUUUUAGAGAACAUUUAAUUGUAAGAGACUUAUCUGAAUAUAAAGUUCCCGAGUAUACAGCGCAUUGUGUGUUUGUCGAAAAUUCAGUAACAUUACAUUUCUUCAGUGUAACAGUGAACACUAGUUUCACUGCUGCAUUAGAUUUGUCUAACAGUGGUCUAGUUGCUUGUGCGUUAACAAUGAAAUUACAAUACCAGUCGAAUACGGACAAUACGAUAUUCUCCUUAGAUAAAUAUGAAACCCACAUCGAACCAUUGACUCAUAAAAAGCUUGGUAUAAUAUUUAGGCCGAAAGCUCUUCAGGAAUACCGGGCAGUAUUAGAGAUAAAACUUAAACUGUUAGAAAACCAAGAACAAUCGUUUCGGAUUUGUUUGAUAGGCGAAGGGGUUAUACCCAGAAUAAAAAUUGUAGCACCGUUGUUAAGGCAAAACAGGAUUGCGCUCUUAACAUUUCCAGUUACCUGUCUAGGGUCGAUUAAUACUAAAGUCAUUCGUUUUAAAAAUGUUAGCACUGUAAUAAGCGUUGUUGUUUUGAAGAUCAUAGAACAACAGCAUGACCUACGACCAGUGUUCUGGUUAUCGACUGCAGCAGAUCAAGAAAUCGAUGUGAUUGAAAAUUACGACAAAUCGAAUCUAACAAUGAUUAUAACAUUGAAACCUGAAGAAAUUGCUACAAUUAACGUUAAUUAUAACCCACUAAAAAAAGGCAAGAUUAGUUGCGACGUGAAACUGACUAUUGUAGACAAUCCUUAUGAAUAUUUCACGGUCUUAUGUGAAGGUGAAUCCUUUAUGGAAGACGUAAUACUAAUGGGCAUAGAAAUGCUGCCGAUGGAUACAGAUUUAGAAACUUAUCGAUAUUCCGGUGACGGGACAAUGUCAACAGUAUCGACUAUGGAUAGUCGAAAAAAAAGCCGCAGUGCUCCUGUCGAUAAAAAGAAAUCUAAACAGCUAGAAACACGAAAAACUAAACGAGUGUCAGUAGGCUCUACGAAGCAAAGUGAAUGUAGCUUACAAAACGCAUGUCUAAAGUAUGUCUUAGAUUUUGGUGGAUGUGAAUUGUGUUCAUUACAAAAGAGAUCCAUCAUCAUGAUAAACAAUUCGGAAAAAGUUUAUAAAUUUAUUUGGGAUAAAGUAGAUUAUAUUGUGGUAAAACCAUCAGUUGGUUAUAUUUCGCCUGGCGAAGAGAAAGAUUUGGAAAUAAUUUUCUUUGCUGGACAACCAGUUGUUAUUAAAAAGGAAGUCUUCCAUUGUACCCUGACAGUGAUAAGCGAUGAUACACUAGGUGAUCUAAACGGUGCCACAUGGGAUAACCGCCAAACUAUAACAUUGUUUGACCAAAAUAUAAGCGUCAAUGAAAGACUAGAAGUCGUUUUAGAAGAACAGCCAACCUUAACUAGUGACUAUUUUUCUGAAAUAAAUAUGGUAGUUAUUUAUUCAGCGAUUACCGAAUAUACGAAAUAUGCAUGUUCAUUGAAUGAAGAAUAUGUUUUACCGGAUACCUUCAUAUACCAAAACAGAACCAUAGACUUCGAGGUUGAAAAUGUAGGGAAUGUACUUAUGAAGAUAGCUUGGACCUUUCAAAUUGACGAUGAAUUUCCAUUAAGAGUUUUCGAUAAUGUUUGCGGAUCGAUAAUUGAAGAAGAUACAAACAAUGUUAGUGUCGAUGAUAGUUUUAAUGAGUACAAUGCAAUGAACAGAAACGAACUACCUAAUAUAGACCAAGAAAAAUUGCCAAGUAAAGAGACAUUGUUUAGUAAAAAUGACGACAGACAAAGCGUGGACACCUGGUUUGAAGUAGAUUUACCGUUUAAAGUCGAACCUGAUAAGGAAUGUUUGAAGCCGAGUGAGAUAAGGCAGUUCAGAAUUACAUUUUCUCCUUUUGAAGCUUUUAAGUACAAAGUGAGGUUAAGGAGUACAAUUGAUAAUUUGGAUCCAUACGAUCAGAACGUGUCUUGCAAGAUCAUAGCCGAUUCACUGGUACCGUUUUGUCAUCUCGACAUAGAAGAAAGUAACUAUUUAACAUCAGACAGAAGGAAACCUGGUAGCGUUGUACUGCCUCCACAUACAGCCGUACUGGAAUUUAAUGUACUAGGAUCCGGAUGUUACAAAAAAUCGUUCAACGUAAUUAAUCCAACGAAUGAACCUUACGAGUUUAUAUUUGAAAUGGUUCAGUCUGACAGCGCAGAACUCGUCCCCGUUCACUGUAAUAAAUUAAAAGGAUACAUCGAGGGUGGUACACUAGCAGACGUGACGUUUACAUUUUCACCAACAGAGCCGGGGGUUUAUGAAUCACAAUGGAAAUUCUUGAUACCGUCACGAAAUCUCGUCAUGAACUUACUCAUAGUCGGCACUGUCAGAGAACCAGACGUUGUAUUUGUACCCACGAUUCUGGUCAUUAAAAAUUCACUGGUUGGCUUCACGAAAACCGACAUUGUGAUAUUACAAAACAAUGAAAACGAAAGUUUGAAAUUCGAAUUUAAAGGUGAUUCAUUGUGCAACGACUCUGGAAAAACUCCAGUUGUCGUUGAACCCGCGUGCGGGAUCAUGAAACCAAUGUCCGAAACUCCUAUUAAAAUAAUCUACACUCCGAUAUUGGACGGUCCGUUAUCGUUCAAGCUAUUCUGUAGCGUGACUCACUUGAAAAAGUUUUUGACUUUGUGCGUGAAUGCGCUGAGCUAUGAAAUAAAACCUAAAGUAACGUAUUAUUUGAUUGGGAACGAACACAUUUUGAACAAUGAUGCGUUAACUAAAAUAUAUUUGGAUCAGACUGCGUCGACGUAUGAAAGAACAGUACCGUUCACUAUAAAAAACGAUGGCUCCGCAACUUUCUUUUUCGAUUGGCGUUAUGAUACGAGGGCCGUCAAGAAGUAUCUACAAGUCACCGUAGAACCUAAGUGUGGUCACGUAACUCCGAGUGGCGAGGUUGAGUGCGUCCUGUACUUCACACUAAAACAAGUCCCGGUUCAGGCAUUCCCUGUUACAUUAUUUAUUUCUGAUGGUCCAGAAUAUAAUAUAUUUUUAUAUGCUGAAAUCGAGAAGCCCUUGUACCAUUUCACGUGUAUGGAUUACGAUUUUGGAAAAUGUUUCGUGAAUGCACCAGACAGUACAUACAAGAAAAAUAUAGCCUUUUGUAACAACGAUAAAACCCCUUUGACCAUUGAUUUGAAUUUCAACAAUUUACCGGAGUUAUACGUCGAUUAUCCCAAAGUGUCUUGCGUUGAAGCAAAUCAAAGAUUAAAGAUAGCCAUUUUCUUCAGACCGAAACAAGUCAGAGAAUAUGAGUUUAAAUUACAAUUCUGGGUAAAUUCUCUCGUUGAAGAAGUCGUUACCAUUAAAGGAGAAGGUGUGCCUUUAUUAUUCGAUCUCUACGAAGGGUGCCAAAAGAGUUUCGAUCUUGGACCGGUUAAGCUUGGGGAGAAAAUAAUUCGUAGAAUAGAAGUAAUGAACCACAGUAAAAUCCCGAUCGAUGCCAGUUUUAUAUUCAGAGAUAUGUAUCCCGUUGUGGAUAACACGACGAUCUCUCAGAUAACUAGCGUGUGCCUUAGUCCCAGUAACACGAAUAUUCAGGCAGAUGCGGGCCCAUCUAGAGGAAAGAUGCUUCAGGACCACAAAAAUGACAUUGUUACUAAUCAAAUUGCUAUGGACAUACAAAAUGCUUUAUCUUCUUUAAAAGUUAUACCAAAUAAAUGCAAAAUAAUGCCGCAUCGAAAAAUACCUCUCAAGAUUCAAUUUAAGCCACUUGGAAUGAUUAGUUCAUUAAGCGUCCAGUUGAACAUGAAAGUUCUUGAAUUCGAAAAGCCCCUGGUGCGACUCAGCGGAAGCGCAACGGGCAUGAGUCUUUGUUUGAGCCAAAAUUCAUUACAAUUUGGGCGAGUACGUAAACGAGGCUGUAAAGUAUUGAAAGUUAUGCUGUUGAAUAAAGGGGACUUUGGUGCUAGAUUUUGGUGGCAGCCUUUGACGUCUGACGAAUUUACUAUUUCCCCCCAAAAAGGAAACAUCGCGGCCCAUACAAACGUAACAUUCACUAUAACUUUUAGACCGCUCAACCACAAUCCGUUCAUCAAAGUUUGGGCAAGCUGUAACAUUGAAAACUUCAUGCCACUAGAGUUGGCACUGUACGCGACUUGUGUUGAUAUAGGGAAUGUUCAAAACAAGUCGCUUUACUUGGAAUGUCCCGUACGUGAGCUACAGACCGAAUAUGUGGUGGUCACUAAUCCUUCUGAUGAUCUGUGGCUAGUUUUGUCGGAACUAUCUGGUGGCCCAUUUGAAACUCUAAAGCAAUUCAAUGUUGAGCCCAAUUCGACCUUUGAAAUACCGGUACAUUUUAAACCAAAGGCUAUUGGAAAACAUGAGGGCCAGGUUGUUUUCUCGCCUCUCGGUGAAAGCGCUUUGUUCGUCAGUUUGGUCGGAGCAGCAACACACCCUAAUCCGAAUGGAACAAUAAAGAUAACAGUGGCUGCUAAAGAUUCGCACAUGGAAGAAUUACUCGUUUAUAAUAUUACUGAGUUUCCAGAAUCUUAUUCAGUUUCAACAGAGUUAGUUAAGAUAAUUCCGGAUAAGUUUGAUGGUUACUACGAAAUAAAACAUCCUGAAACUAUCAAAGUUUGGGGGGAAGCUGCGGCGACGUGCAGGUGGAUAUUUGUCUGUUACGAAGCAUGCGAAAUGCAAUUGAAAGUGAUGUUCGUGAAUGAGGUAACACGAGAAUAUCAGUUUUAUAACAUGAUCGCAACAGUCACCCAGAGUCAAAUUGUCGACACCCUGUUCUUCGAAUGCCAAGCUCGCGAAACAAUACAACGAGAACUGAUCGUUUCAAACCCAUUGUCGCAAGACGCAGAGUUCCGGGUGAAAUGCGAAACGUUACAUUGUCCGGAAAUUAUGAAAAUUAGUCGAAAUUCAGAGAGUGUUUUACUGAUGUCGUACUCGCCAUUAGUGGUCGGCGAGAGGGAGGAUACAUUGGAAAUCUACAAUAACUUAGUUGGCACUUACAUAUACAGAGUGAAGCUUAAGUGUCUCCCGGGCAAAGAGAAGAACCUUGAAUUCACGACAAGUUUUGGUACUUGUAUCCCUUUACGGCUUCGAAUACAGAAUAAAACCGAUGUGAAAACAGAUUUCAUAGCUGAGGUAUCUCAUUCUUCAAUUCAAAUAGAUAAAGAAUGUUGCUUGGGACCAUUAGAAAAAGGAAAGAUUUUAGUGUGGUUUGAACCAACACAGUUGGGAGUGCAGAAUUGUAAAGUGUCCUUCAAAUCGACGCUCGCUGGUGAAUUUGUAUUUAAUAUUAAAGGAAUAGCGACGGAACCCAAGCCGCAGGGCCCGUACGAAGUUAAGGCUGGUGGAUCUACAACUAUUAAAUUUAAAAAUGUCUUCGAUUCAUCGAGAAUGUUCAAAAUAUACGUAGACCGGGAGGAGUUUUACGUUAAAACUAUGUUUGAAACUAUAAAACCAAAGAAGGACCUGAGAAUAUCUGUUUAUCUGAACGACAAGCCCGCACAAGGCUGGACAGAAGUACCUACUGGAUGUUUAACUAUAGAGACACACGAACCAGCUGAACCUAAAGUACACUGGACUUAUUUUCUACAGGGAAAACAGUAGAUUCAAAACGUUAAUUUCUAUAAUAAUCAAUAUUAUAAUGUGAAUGGUUUAAAUAUAUUUGGUUAUUGAAUAAAUUGAAUAGAUUAAA
Molecule: messenger RNA, 15084 nt
Organism: Bombyx mori (domestic silkworm)
Lineage: Eukaryota; Metazoa; Arthropoda; Insecta; Lepidoptera; Bombycidae
Product: hydrocephalus-inducing protein
Exons: 80
Coding region: 84-14996 (4970 amino acids)
Biological process (GO): axonemal central apparatus assembly; cilium movement
Cellular component (GO): axoneme
Source: RefSeq, a predicted model, not a curated record